AUGGCGGCUCCCGCGGGGCUGGCCAAAGCGGCCGCGGGGAAACUGUCCGAAGCGGUGGGCGAGCGCACCCGGCGCCUGGGCUCGGCGCUGCAGGAGACACACCGGCAACGCCGGCUGAUCCUCGUCAUCGUCUGCGUGGCGCUCUUUCUGGACAACAUGCUCUACAUGGUCAUCGUACCCAUCGUGCCCGUCUACAUCGCUGGCAUGCACAAGGGGAGCGAAGAGGACCUGCCGGACCACCACCGCCAGCUGCUGCCCACGGGCAACGCCAGCGAGCCCGCCAACGCCACCAGCGCCCCGACGCCUCCGCCGAAGUCCAGCCUCAAGCCCACUUACCCGACAGAGAGCGAGGACAUGAAGAUUGGCGUGCUAUUCGCCUCCAAGGCGAUCCUGCAGCUGCUGGUGAACCCCCUGAGCGGGCCCUUCAUAGACCGUGUGGGCUACGACGCGCCCCUGCUCAUCGGCCUGGGCGUCAUGUUCGCGUCUACAGUCAUGUUUGCCUUCGCAGAGGACUACGCUACCCUGUUCGCCGCUCGCAGCCUGCAAGGGCUCGGUUCGGCCUUUGCAGACACGUCGAGCAUUGCCAUGAUUGCGGACAAAUACCCGGAGGAACCCGAACGCAGCCGGGCCCUGGGCGUGGCCCUCGCCUUCAUCAGUUUCGGCAGCUUAGUAGCGCCCCCCUUCGGCGGCAUCCUUUACCAGUUCGCAGGGAAGAGGUACCCUUUCCUGGUUCUGGCUGUGGUCUCGCUGCUGGACGGGUUCCUCCUCAUGCUGGUGGCCAAGCCUUUCUCCUUCAAGGCGCGGGAAAACUUGCCUGUGGGCACGCCCAUCCACCGGCUCAUGCUGGACCCUUACAUCGCCGUGGUGGCCGGGGCGCUGACUACCUGCAACAUUCCUCUGGCUUUUCUGGAGCCUACCAUCGCCAACUGGAUGAAGGAGAGCAUGGGGGCAUCAGAGUGGGAGAUGGGACUCACCUGGCUCCCAGCCUUCUUUCCGCACGUCCUGGGCGUCUAUCUCACAGUCAAGCUGGCUGCGCGCUACCCCCACCUGCAAUGGUUCUAUGGUGCCCUGGGGCUGGUGGUCAUCGGAGCCAGUUCAUGCACGGUGCCGGCCUGCCACAACUUCGGCCAGCUGGUGGUGCCCCUGUGCGGGAUCUGCUUUGGCAUCGCGCUCGUAGACACCGCGCUGCUUCCCACCCUUGCCUUCCUGGUGGAUGUGCGACACGUCUCCGUCUAUGGUAGCGUCUACGCCAUCGCAGACAUCUCCUACUCCGUAGCUUACGCCCUUGGGCCCAUUGUGGCCAGCCAGAUCGUACACACUCUCGGUUUCCCACAGCUCAACCUGGGCAUGGGCCUAGCUAACUUGCUCUACGCACCGGUCCUUCUGCUCCUUCGCAAUGUCUGCUAUAUGACGCCUUCCCGUUCCGAGCAGGACGUACUUCUGGACGAGUCACCCAAGGGCCUCUACGACACUAUCCGCCUGGAGGAGCGGUUAGGCAAAGACAAGCCUCGCCACGGCCUGCCCCCCGAAGGGGAGGCUUCCCUGGGAUGGGAGGGGGAAGGCGCCACCCAGGACCGUCCCAGGGCGUUGUCCGGGGAAGAGUCCUCGGACUACGACUACGAGUACAAUUAA
Molecule: messenger RNA, 1632 nt
Organism: Trichosurus vulpecula (common brushtail)
Lineage: Eukaryota; Metazoa; Chordata; Mammalia; Diprotodontia; Phalangeridae
Gene: SLC18A3
Product: solute carrier family 18 member A3
Exons: 1
Coding region: 1-1632 (543 amino acids)
Biological process (GO): transmembrane transport; chemical synaptic transmission
Cellular component (GO): AP-2 adaptor complex; terminal bouton; AP-1 adaptor complex
Molecular function (GO): acetylcholine transmembrane transporter activity
Source: RefSeq, a predicted model, not a curated record